Messenger RNA from Dujonia railenensis, 1068 nucleotides. Lineage: Eukaryota; Fungi; Ascomycota; Pichiomycetes; Serinales; Debaryomycetaceae. The record is from the annotation of a GenBank genome assembly.
AUGAGACUAUUUCAGUAUUACAUCUUUAUUUUAAGCUUUUUCGACCUUGCUUUCGCUUCGAGGAGGAAGUCAUCGCCAGACAUAUUCAAUAAUGGAUUACUUCCAUCACACUAUUCGGUAGUUACCGGGUUCUUCAAGCAAGACGAUGAUCACACAGAGGCUGAAGAGUUCGAUGUGAUAAAGGAGCCCAACUUUGGGUUGAAACAUGACGCUAGUUGGUCCCAAAUAUUGGAUUUCAUUGAUAGCCAUAACGAAGAAAACUUUAACCAGGGCGAAGCGUACAAGUUGAUGUUUUUGGCAAGACAUGGAGAAGGAUUCCACAAUGUUGCUCCCCAGAAUUAUUCUCACAUGGAUUGGAGGUGUUUUUGGCAAGUUCGGGAAGGGGAUGGGGUAGUCAACUGGUACGAUGCAGAGCUAACUGACAGUGGAAUUGAACAAGCGACGCUGCUCUCCAAUGCUUGGAACGCAAAUUUACAGGAUAACAAGGACCCAGUGCCCUUGCCUAAAUCGUACUAUGUUUCACCAUUGAGACGGACAUCCCAAACCUUCCACUAUACGUGGGCAGCGGUUACGGAAUAUUUCACUGAGAAUAAUGCCGAAGACUUUGCACCUGUGGUAAAAGAAUUGUCAAGGGAGACGUACGGGAUCGGCACGGAGAGUAAAAGGCACUCAAAAUCAUACAUUCAUGAACGUUGGCCCUCGUUCAAGUUUGAAAAGGGGUUUAGUGAAGAAGAUUUACGUUGGGAGAAAGAUUACCAUGAGUCCAAAGAGCAUAGAAACUAUAGAGCUACGUUACUUUUGAAUGAUAUAUUCAGCAAUGACGCCAGCACUGUCAUAUCGCUUACGUCACAUAGUGGACUCAUCAGUAGCUUAUUGAAAGUGAUUGACCAUAGGAAGUUCCCCUUAGGAACGGGUCAGAUGAUUCCUGUAUUAAUUAAGGCAAGCGGGCCAGACUCGUUCAAGAAACCCAAGCUUACUGAACCAUGGACAAGCUUCAAUGAGCAAUGCAAGGACUACGACAGUUUGCAUGAGAAUCAACUGGUUUUGAAGCUCUCAUCACCAUUAUAA